AUGUCUGCCCAGGCUCCCCCCUCGUCUACCGGCUCCACGAAGCUUGACGCCAUCAAGGCCACCGCCGCGGCUGCUGCUCCGGGCGCCCCCAAGGGCCUUGACCUCUACUCCAGAUUCGCCUUCGCUGGUGCCGUCUGCUGCGCUGUCACCCACGGUGGCUUCACCCCCGUCGAUGUCGUCAAGACGAGGAUACAGCUCGACCCCGCCACCUACAACAAGGGCCUCAUAGGCAGUGGUAGACAGAUUCUCGCCAACGAGGGUUUUGGCGCCCUCUGGACCGGUGUCGGCCCUACCUUCGCUGGUUACUUCCUCCAGGGUGCCUUCAAGUUCGGCGGAUACGAGUUCUUCAAGCAGCAGUGCAUCAACCAAUUCGGUUAUGAGGCUGCCUCCAACAACCGCACCGCUGUCUACCUCGCCUCCGCUGCUACUGCCGAGUUCUUCGCCGACGUUGCUCUCUGCCCGCUCGAGGCCACCCGUAUCCGUCUCGUCUCUCAGCCCACCUUCGCCAACGGCCUUGUCGGCGGUUUCUCCAAGAUCUUGAAGAAUGAGGGUGUCGGCGCUUUCUACUCCGGUUUCGGUCCCAUCCUGUUCAAGCAGGUUCCCUACACCAUGGCCAAAUUCGUCGUCUUCGAGAAGGUCUCCGAGGCCGUCUACCGCCAGGUCGACAAGAGCAAGGCCUCCAGCGGCAUGCAGACCACCAUCAACCUUGGUUCCGGUCUCAUCGCCGGUUUCGCUGCCGCCAUCAUCUCUCAGCCUGCCGACACCAUGCUUUCCAAGAUCAACAAGACCCAGGGUCUCCCUGGAGAGGGCACCAUCUCCCGUCUCGUCAAGAUUGGCGGUGAGCUCGGUCUCCGUGGCUCCUUCGGUGGUAUUGGUGCCCGUCUCUUCAUGGUCGGUGGUAUCACCGCCGGACAAUUCGCUAUCUACGGUGACAUCAAGAAGGCUCUCGGGGCCACAGGCGGGGUAGAAAUCUCGAAAUAG
Molecule: messenger RNA, 981 nt
Organism: Didymosphaeria variabile
Lineage: Eukaryota; Fungi; Ascomycota; Dothideomycetes; Pleosporales; Didymosphaeriaceae
Gene: MIR1
Product: mitochondrial phosphate carrier protein
Exons: 4
Coding region: 1-981 (326 amino acids)
Biological process (GO): mitochondrial phosphate ion transmembrane transport
Cellular component (GO): mitochondrial inner membrane
Molecular function (GO): phosphate transmembrane transporter activity
Source: RefSeq, a predicted model, not a curated record